This is a messenger RNA of Pristis pectinata (smalltooth sawfish), 5626 nucleotides long. It is a transcript of the gene slc6a2, whose product is annotated as solute carrier family 6 member 2. NCBI's taxonomy places the organism in Eukaryota, Metazoa, Chordata, Chondrichthyes, Rhinopristiformes, Pristidae. Gene Ontology annotation, cellular component: presynaptic membrane; plasma membrane; neuronal cell body membrane. The transcript has 15 exons. Gene Ontology annotation, biological process: dopamine uptake involved in synaptic transmission; sodium ion transmembrane transport. The record is from RefSeq and is a predicted model, not a curated record. Gene Ontology annotation, molecular function: norepinephrine:sodium symporter activity; dopamine:sodium symporter activity; neurotransmitter:sodium symporter activity. The coding region runs from base 239 to 2101 and encodes 620 amino acids.
CUUAAACUUCCAUCGGAAGCAAAAGUCUUUUCCAGACUGUGGAGCGAUCACAGCCUCAGUUACUCAUUGCCCCACUCUUCCCUAUUGAACUGGCGGCCGCUGAGGACUUCUCCCCAGGCUCCACCGGGACUGCCAGUGCUGUGACUUUUUUUUCCCUCUGACCGGUUUGACAUUUGGUGGUGUUGUAUACGUUCAUUGCCGCUUGCCCCAGAACACUGCCACACUCGCGCAGACAGGAAUGAUGAAUAAGCAAGUGCUUUCUGAUCACAAGCUGGCAUCUGUUGCUCCAAUGAUAGAGUGCAACGAUGUGGAGAGGAAGGACAUGGAGCUGGUUCUGGUGAAGGAACGCAAUGGGGUUCAGUACGCAAACACUGCCAUCAUCAACAGCUCGGCCGGGAGAGAACAGGAGGGCAGGGAGACCUGGGGGAAGAAGAUCGACUUCUUACUCUCCGUUGUCGGUUUUGCCGUAGACCUUGCCAAUGUGUGGAGAUUCCCCUUUCUCUGUUACAAGAACGGAGGCGGUGCAUUCCUCAUCCCUUACUUGUUAUUUCUGUUAAUCGCUGGAAUGCCCUUGUUUUACAUGGAGCUGGCACUGGGACAGUACAACCGCGAGGGCGCUGCCACCGUCUGGAAAAUCUGCCCUAUAUUCAAAGGUGUGGGCUAUGCUGUGAUACUGAUAGCACUAUAUGUUGGCUUUUACUAUAACGUCAUCAUCGCUUGGUCUCUGUACUAUCUCUUCUCUUCGUUCACCUCUGACCUUCCAUGGGUACACUGCAAUAACUACUGGAACAGUCAGAACUGUACUGACCCAAAACUAUUCAACACCUCAUUACUGGGAAAUGGAACCAAAUAUUCAAAAUAUAAAAUCACACCUGCUGCGGAGUAUUAUGAGCGGGGCGUUCUCAAUCUCCAUGAAAGUGCUGGAAUUCAUAACUUGGGGCUACCAAGAUGGCAGCUUUUCCUCUGCUUGCUUGUUGUGAUAAUUGUUCUCUACUUCAGUCUCUGGAAAGGGGUGAAGACUUCAGGAAAGGUGGUGUGGAUUACAGCAACCAUGCCCUAUAUGGUGUUGUUUGUGCUGCUUAUCCAUGGAAUCACAUUGCCAGGUGCAAUGGAUGGGAUUAAAGCCUACCUCAGCAUUGACUUUGAGCGCUUGAAAGAAGCUCAGGUUUGGAUCGACGCAGCAACUCAGAUCUUUUAUUCCCUUGGAGCUGGUUUUGGAGUUAUAAUUGCGUUUGCCAGUUAUAACAAAUUCGAUAACAACUGCUAUCGAGACGCUGUUUUUACCAGCUCCAUCAACUGCGUGACAAGCUUCUUCUCGGGAUUUGCAAUUUUUUCUGUGUUGGGCUACAUGGCGUUCAAGCAUGGAGUUGAUAUUUCAGAGGUAGCCACAGAUGGUCCAGGCUUGGUGUUUGUGAUCUAUCCUGAAGCAAUCUCUACACUCCCAGGUUCAACAUUUUGGGCAAUUAUGUUCUUCAUAAUGUUGUUGACGUUGGGGUUUGACAGUUCAAUGGGUGGCAUGGAGGCAGUCGUUACCGGAAUUACAGAUGACUUCAAGGUUUUGAAGCAGCAUCGAAAGCUUUUCACACUUGUUACUGCGGGUGGAACUUUCCUGGUUGCGAUCUUUUGCAUCACCAAUGGCGGAAUUUACGUGCUCACGUUAUUGGACCAAUUUGCAGCUGGAACAGCAAUCCUUUUUGGAGUAUUAGUAGAAGCCAUCGGUGUAUCAUGGUUUUAUGGAGUUGACAGAUUCAGUGAGGACAUCAAACAAAUGACGGGCUUCAAACCAGGUCUCUACUGGAGGCUUUGCUGGAAGUUUGUUAGUCCAGCCUUUUUACUGUUUGUAGUAAUUGUCAGUAUUGUGAAGUUCAAGCCUCUAACUUAUGAUGAAUAUAUAUUUCCAAACUGGGCAAACCUUGUUGGAUGGGGAAUAGCAGUGUCUUCAAUGUCACUGGUACCAAUCUACGCAAUCUACAAGCUCUUCUCUGUACGUGGGACUUUAAAAGAGAGAAUAGCUUACUGCAUCACCCCCGAAAAUGAACAUUAUCUUGUGGAGCAAGGAAAAGUGCAACAGUUUAAGCUGAAGCACUGGCUUGCCAUAUGAAAGUUUCCAAACCAGCUACACAGUAAGAGAUGCAAUGGAAAUCAUAAAGUCCUGGGUUUUGAAAGCUUUUUCAAUUAAUGUUUCAGAAAUGUCAGAUUCCAUUACAAGUUCAGUGCCAUUUUGUCAUGCUAUAAUGUGGCUGGCUGAGCACAGGAGGAUUAUUUAUUUUGUGACCUUUUUCAAUGCAUAGAGUAUUGCAAAGUGACAUGGACAUUGCUCCCUUCCAUUCCUUCACUUAACCAAAUGCUGUCAGUUCAUUUGAUCAAUCAUGUUUCCAACAAUAAACUAAUUUACAGUUUGAUCUGUAUUUGUAUACUUGUAAAAUGUAAACUUCUCUGAACUUCAUCUGGUUGUGAUAGAUUCUAGCCUUAAAUGUCUUAAAUUACUGCCAAUGUUUUCAUAUUGAUCAGAUAUUGAGUGUCAUUUCCCUCAUUCAUAAUCCCUCAAAGGAUAGAGUUUGUUUGGCAAAGUUCAAGUGGGUGCGUUGACUCAUGUGUACUACAUUGCUGUGAGCACUAGAUUUAUGCAAAUACUGACUGUGUAAAUGCCUGUGCCAGAAUAGUUUUCAGAGGUCUGUGAUUCAUGUAUGUCCUGUAUUCACGAUUGGAAGCUUCACCCUCCUAUUUCUAAGUAAUGAUGGAAAUCCUGUGAAUCCACCUGUGUAGCCAGACUGAAGACUGCCACAUUUCAACAUUGUUAUCUUUAUCCCAAUUUAACAUGCUAUUUUCAAUAUACGUGUAUUGUGAUUUUCACAUGAUUAGCUGCCUGCUCUUUGCAUAUGUUGAAUUGUGUUUUGAAAUGUAACACCUAUUGCAUUCAACUGUGGCAAGAGCACAUACACAAAAUUAAAACAUUUUAACAUAGUUUCCAAAUGGAAUUUAAUGGCAGCACUUUCAUAAGGAGUGAGCUUUCACUAUGAGUUUAAUAGGUUUAGUCAAACCCAAAACUAGACCAUCUUAAAUUGGUGGAUGAGCAUUAAGACAAAAACAUAAAAUAUAGCCAUUCCAUCCCUGGGCUAACACCAGAGGAAAUACAAAUCUCCCUGUACAAUCUCACUUCACCUGUUUCUGAAAGGUGAUGUCUACAUUUAUCACACACACAACCACUGUAUUGAGUUAAGGGCAUGAAAAACAUUUAGUCAAAAAGGUGCUCAGUCAGUGAUGUACUGUUUCUCAGUCACAAAUUGUGCCUAAACAGAAGAAGAAGAAGAACAACAACAACAACAACAAACACUAGUGAUAAUCAUUUUCUCCAAACAGGAUUGGACAUCAACAAUCCAUGUAUGAGCAAAUCUUUCCUGUUGACAUUUAUAUUCCAAGCAAUUUGCUUAUUUUUAUUACAGUUUCAAUCUGAAGAGCUUAUGCAGUUCAAGUUAUUGCCAGCGUGCCAGGUCUUACUAUGUUUCCAAACAUUUUUUUGUUCAAAAUCUUUAAAACUCAAGGUGGAAUGUAGACAAAAGGGAUUUUCUGUCUGUCUUAGUCCUGACUUGUUUGUGUUAUUAACAUCCAGAUGAAAAGACUGGUGUUGAAGGAGGGCAGCUGGUGAGAACAGGAACAUUUAUUGUUGCACUGUAGGAAGAAUUUCCUUUCCUGUUCUUCACACAGCAGCAAGGCUGUAGCCUUGUUCCUACAGCUUUAUAGGCAAGGAGAGGAAGGUCUAAAAUCAUCAGGGUAAGUUGAUGCCUGGAAACAUCAGGCCAAGCUACAACAUCAAACAGAGGGGUGAAAAGUGUCCCUGAAGAGAGCAUAGUUACCAAAACAGACAGACAGAGAGAGAGAGAGAGAGAGAGAGAGAGAGAGAGAGAGAGAGAGAGAGAGAGAGAGAGAGAGAGAGAGAGAGAAAGACCAACUUGUAUGUACCACCCUUCAUAUCACACUCAAAGUGUUUCUGAAGUACUGUCAUAGUUGUAACACAUAAAAGGCAGCAGUCGUUGGCACACUGCAGUUCCUGAAAAUAACAAUAUGAAAAUAACUAGGCCAUCUGUUUUCUGAUGUUGAUUUGGAGGUAAACGUUGGCCAAGAAAAUAGUGAUAAUUUCCACAAUGGCUUUAAAGCUGUGCAGUUGGAUCUUUCCUGUCCAUCUGGGAGUUCAGAUUAGGCAAUGGCUUAACAUCUGAGCCGCAAGACAUAACUGAUCUCCCUCAGUGUCGCACAGGGGUGUCAUUGUAUGAUUUUGUAUCUCUGGAGAGGACCUGGAACCAGAGUAAGGCAAGAGUGAUACAAACUCAGUCAGAGCUUACACAUAGUGAAAUAUUGUGACAAAUAUUUGGCAAGUGAAUUCCUGUCUCCUGCAAAUUUGCCAUCUCCUAUUUUAUAAAUGUGCCAAGAAGUUGAGGAAUUUGCUCAAGUGAAGCCCCUCUCCUGAAAUUCUACUGUAACCUUGAUGGAAAUCUUAAACCAGAAUUUCCAAAAGGCAGGUGGAUUAAAAAUUCACUGCCUGCCUUAUCAAUAUUUCAGUAUUGGUGGGUGCAAAGUGCCUGCUGCAUUCCUGCAACAAAUACUAUGGUAUAAGUGGACUUCAUUGGUUACAAAGGGUAUGAGGUGUCCUGAAAAGGCUGUUAAAAGGAUGGUUGAAGUUAUAUGUUAAAAUCGCAAGUCUGUCAUUGUUCUUUAUUUUUAAUAUAUCUCAUAUACCCUUACUUUCAAAAUUGUGUACUGGUUUUGACGUUAUGUGCAUUAGAAAACAGGUCUUGAAUUGGAUCUCGGAAAGGACAGAAGCAGAAGUGAAGGUGAACACUUGGUCAGAACUAGGGUUCAUCCACACCUUACUUAACUCAGUAAUAUUAAAUGGGUCUUCAGCUUUCUUCCUGCCCAUCUAAGAUACUUUGAGAGACAUUGCUGUCCAAGAAUGCCCAAACCACAUUUGCGGAGCAGCAACUGAUUUCAUGAAAGCACUUUAAUUAUCGCUGACUUUCCACACUUGUAUGAUGGAAAUGCCCAUCAGAUAGUCUUAACAGAUAUAUUUUGUUCCAUAAUUAAACUGUCUUUUAAACCACGACAAAGAAAUUCCUGUCAGCAAAAUAUUUUCCAAAGCAAACUGAUGACCAAAAAGCCAGAUGAUUAUGUAUUCUUCCUCAAUGUAUAUUUUUUUUUAAAUCUUUGGUUUAUUGAGGUUAAAUUGUUGUUGUCAUUGAAAUAAUUCCCAUCAAGAUUUUUUUAAAAACAUCUUGUAUAUAGUUGUUUCUAAACUGUAAUCAGCUGGAUGAUGUCUCAAAAUAUUAAAAUAUGUUAAUCUACCUGUAUCAAAGAUUCAUAAUAUUCAAGUAAUGCUCUUUUCUAAAAAGAUCAUUCUGUGUUACAUGUUUUCAUAUGUUAAAUAAGCAAAUGUAUUUAUCAAAAGUGUUUAUAAAAUGUGCUUAUAAAAUCAAUUUUAAUGUACUGUUAAAUUUGUUUUGUGCUUUGUGUAAAUAUGAGCUGUUUAGAGCUGUAUUAUACAGAAUUAUAGAAUAUUAAGAUAUUGUGUACAUUAUAAAUUACUGUUUAAAGUGGGUGGUUUCCUCUAAUGUAGUAAAAUAUGCACACUGUA